Molecule: messenger RNA, 2487 nt
Organism: Eucalyptus grandis
Lineage: Eukaryota; Viridiplantae; Streptophyta; Magnoliopsida; Myrtales; Myrtaceae
Product: G-type lectin S-receptor-like serine/threonine-protein kinase LECRK2
Exons: 3
Coding region: 1-2487 (828 amino acids)
Biological process (GO): recognition of pollen; protein phosphorylation
Molecular function (GO): protein serine/threonine kinase activity; ATP binding
Source: RefSeq, a predicted model, not a curated record
AUGGCGGCGACCGGCCAACGAGGGCUUGCGGCCUUGCUAGGGGCCGGCAAUGCUCGGCUCACCGGGGCCGGCGGCGCCCCGGCGAGGUCGCUGCCCUUGACAGCCGCUUACGAGUCCCCAGUUGCUCCAUCCAUUGAAAAAAUGUCCCCUGUUUCAGUGCUCUGUUUCUUGCUCUUUCACCUGCUAAUUCCUUCCCCAGCGCAAGCGGACGGUGAUAUAACCAUCGGAUCUUCUCUGACCGCAAAAAAGGACAACUCUUCAUGGCUUUCACCUUCCGGGGACUUUGCAUUCGGCUUUCGUACCUUACCUGCCAACCCCGACAACCACGGUGAGGUCUUCUUGCUCUCCAUUUGGUAUAACAAGAUACCUUCGAGAACAAUCGUCUGGUUCGCAAAUGGAGAUCAUCCUGCACCUGAAAAUUCGAAGCUAGAGUUCACUUCCGACCUUGGCUUGGUUCUCAUUGAUCCACGAGGAGAAAGAUUGUGGAUAUCAGAGAACAUCGUCGGUACUAUCUCGCAUGCUACCAUCAACGACACAGGCAAUUUUAUUAUUCUCGGUUCAAAUUUGGAGAAACUAUGGGAAAGCUUUGAAGAUCCCGACGACACAUUGCUUCCUUCACAAACGCUGGGAAAAAAUAAGUCCCUUUCCUCUCGUCAAUCAGAAGGAAGCUUUUCCAGAGGAAAAUUCCAGCUUCGGAUGCUGGACAGCGGAGACCUCGUACUCAACACCAUAAACCUGCCUUCCAGUUAUGCAAACAAACCUUAUUACAGCACUAAAACUGCCCGAAAUUCGAACACGUCAAGCCCGGGAAAGAAGUCGUGUUCGACGAUUCAGCUUCCAUUUGUUCUGAGAGAGAAUGACGAUAAAGUUUACCUCUCGCAGGUGAAAGUACCUUCAGCAUCAGAUUUUUACCAUAGAAUUACGCUGAACUUUGAUGGGGUUUUGACUCAAUACGUACACCCCAAGAAUUCUAAUUCUAAUGGAACCUGGACCUCUCUGUGGUCUGAACCUGAAAAUAUAUGCACUGCCGUUCUUGCUCCACGCGGCUCUGGUGUUUGUGGCUACAACAGUAUUUGUUCCCUGGGUAACAAUAACAGGCCGAAAUGUGGCUGCCCCGACAAAUACACUUUGCUUGACCCUAAUGAUGAGUAUGGCAGUUGCAUACCUAACUUCACGCUGAGUUGUGAGGAAGAUGAAAAGAAGCUGAAGCAAGGUUCCGUAGAGGAUCUUUACACUUUCGUCGAGCUAGAGCACAUGGGUUGGCUGAUGUCUGAUUAUGCCCUGCUGAAGCCUUUCUCUGAAGACGAAUGCAGAAACUCAUGCUUGCAUGACUGCAUGCGUGCGGCUGCCGGUUUCAGAGAUGGCAACAGUUGCUGGAAAAAGAAGCUUCCCCUGUCCAACGGAAGAGUUGAUCCUAAAUUGAAAGGAAAUCGGAUCAGUGCUAUUCGAACUUCUGCGUCUGUCAAUUUUCUACUCAUCACUUGGGGGAUUUUCUUUGUCUACCGCAAGAAGCUCAAGAAUAUAUCCACCAAAGAGAACUUCGUGGAAUCAAAUUUGCGUUAUUUCACUUACCAAGAGCUUUUCCGAGCCACGGAUGGGUUCAAGGAAGAGAUAGGCCGGGGAUCUUUCGGGAUUGUUUAUAAAGGGGUGAUGUCCAACGAUGCACCAAUUGCCGUGAAGAAGCUAGCUAGUGGGAUGCAAAACAAGGAGAGGGAGCUCAGAACAGAAGUCGAUGUGAUAGGCCAGACCUUUCACAAGAAUCUGGUUAGAUUACUUGGUUUCUGUGAUGAAGGCCAAGAAAGGUUGCUCGUCUAUGAGUUCUUGAGCAAUGGCACACUAUCAAGCCUUCUCUUUUCAGGUGAAUCCAAACCCAGUUGGAUCCAGAGAUGCCAUAUUGCUUCAGGAAUUGCCAGGGGAUUACUAUACUUGCAUGAAGAGCGCACUACACAAAUCAUCCACUGUGAUAUAAAGCCACAGAACAUACUUCUUGAUGACUACUACAACGCGAGAAUCUCCGAUUUUGGACUUGCCAAGCUCCUGAAGAUGAGCCAGAGCCAUACUCAAACGAAUAUAAGAGGAACAAGAGGGUACAUCGCUCCUGAAUGGUUCAGGAACUUGCCCAUCAGUGUGAAAGUGGAUGUCUAUAGCUACGGGGUGUUGCUUCUGGAGAUAAUAUGCUGCAGGAGACGUUGCGGGACUGAGGUGAGCAGAGAAAGUGAGGGAGGGCUCUUGACUCAUUGGGCUUAUGAUUGCUUCAUGCAUGGAAGGCUGGAUGCUCUGGUUGAAGGUGACACGGAGGGUCUGAGUAACAGGGUGAAGCUGAAGAAUUUGGUCAUGAUCACGUUAUGGUGUAUUCAAGAGGACCCUUCCUUGAGGCCAACGAUGAAGAAGGUGACACAGAUGCUGGAAGGAGCAGUGGAAGUGCCUGUCCCUCCAUGUCCAUUCCCCUUGAACAGAAGCACCUCCUCUUUCCUUCAGCCAAAUUGA